Messenger RNA from Pterocles gutturalis (yellow-throated sandgrouse), 2038 nucleotides. RefSeq names its product disintegrin and metalloproteinase domain-containing protein 8-like. The transcript is spliced from 19 exons. The record is from RefSeq and is a predicted model, not a curated record. NCBI's taxonomy places the organism in Eukaryota, Metazoa, Chordata, Aves, Pterocliformes, Pteroclidae. The annotation marks the transcript as partial. Gene Ontology annotation, molecular function: metalloendopeptidase activity; cell adhesion molecule binding. Gene Ontology annotation, biological process: positive regulation of membrane protein ectodomain proteolysis; regulation of cell-cell adhesion; proteolysis.
GUGCCACUGCCAGGCUGGAAGAGAAGCUCACCCAUGUCGAGAAGUAUGAGACGGUGAAACCGCACAAGGUGCUGACACCUCGGGGGAAGAGGGACCUCUCUGUGCCACGGAGCAUUUACCCAGACCGCAUCCUCUACAGCGUCCGUGCCGAAGGCCAGGACUACCUCCUGUGGCUGGAGAAGAACAAGGAGCUGCUGGGGCAGCACUACACCCAGACACACUAUUCAGCCAACGGCACGGAGAUCACAGAGAAGCCAGAUGUUCAGGAUCACUGCUUUUAUCAGGGCCAUGUGCGAGGAUACACCGACUCAGCAGUGAGCAUCAGCACCUGCAGCGGGCUCAGUGGGUUUUUCCGGGUGAAUGAGACCACCUUCCUGCUGGAGCCACUGGAGGAGGACAUAGCUGGCCGGCAUGCAGUGUACAGAGCAGCUCACCUGCGGGGGAAGCGCGGCACGUGCCCAGAGGCUGGUGCCACCCUGGAAUAUGACCGUGAACCAAAAAUUCCUGCAGCCAUGAAGCUUUACCACUGGAAAUUGUCUCCGUUACACAAAGGUCCCCGAUUUGUAGAGCUGGUCCUGGUUGUGGACAACGAGGAGUUCAGGAAACACAAGGACUUGCGCACAGUGCAGAACCGCAUGAAGGAAAUCGUGAACCAUGUUGACAAGCUUUAUCAGCCUCUUCGCCUGCGGGUGGCUUUGAUCGGCUUGGAGGUGUGGAGCCACAAGGACAAAAUCGUGGUCAGUCCCAACCCAGAGGUGACACUGGACAACUUCCUGCACUGGCGGGAGGCAGAGCUUCUGCGGAGGAAGCCGCAUGACAAUGCCCAGCUGAUCACGGGCAUAGACUUCCACGGUACAACCGUAGGGCUCGCCAAGAAGCUUGUGAUGUGCACGAGGGACUCGGGCGGUGUCAACCAGGACCACAGCACGAAUCCUAUUGGUGCUGCAUCCACCAUGGCUCACGAGAUGGGGCACAACCUGGGGAUGUCUCAUGAUGAAGAUGUCACUGGCUGCCGUUGUCCUGUCCCCAGAGCUGAUGGAGGAUGCGUCAUGGCGGCGAGUGUUGGUUUGGUUUACCCCAAGCUCUUCAGCCGCUGCAGCGAGCAGGACAUGUGGCAGUUCCUCGGGGACCCCAGGACCAGCUGCCUGCUGUUUGUGGAGCGGGGAGAGCAGUGUGACUGUGGCACGCCAGAGGAGUGCUCCGACCACUGCUGCAAUGCCACCACUUGUCAGCUGAGAGAAGGAGCUGAGUGCGCUCGGGGGGACUGCUGUCAGGACUGCAAGGUGAAGGCUGUGGGUGUGCUCUGCCGAGCCAGCAAGAACGACUGCGACCUGCCCGAGCACUGCACUGGCCUGAGUGCCGAGUGCCCGGAGGACGUCUUCCAGGAGAACGGCAUUUCCUGCCAGAAUGGCAAUGGCUACUGCUACAACGGGGCAUGCCCCUCGCACAGUGAGCAGUGCCGUGCGCUCUGGGGAGCAGAAGCCCAGGUGGCUCCCGAUGUCUGCUUUAAGCACAACAGUGAGCAGCACCUUCACCUCCACUGCCUCACCGAGUACGGGAAGCAGCCCUGCAGCCCCAAGGACGUGAAGUGCGGCACACUGCUGUGCCUGAGCGACAAUGCCAGCCCCGUCCUCGGCGGUGGCUCCUACUCCCUCUUCUUCGGCCGUUUCAAGUGCAAGGCAGUCAUCGCCAGCAAUGACGCCAACGAGGUGGUGGCCAACCUCAGGCUGGUGCCCACCGGCACCAAGUGCGGAGAGGAGAUGGUCUGCUACGCCGGGCACUGCCAGAACCUCCUGGUCUAUGGCAACAAGAACUGCUCAGCCAAAUGCAACAACCACGGGGUGUGCAACCACAAGCGGGAAUGUCACUGUGAGCCGGGCUGGGCAGAGCCCUACUGCCAGCAGAUUUCAGAGAUGGCAGCAGGGAGCAGCAGUGUGGUCUUGGCGGCCGUGCUGGCCGUGCUGGCGCUCUCCGGCAUCCUGCUGGGCAGCGGCGUUGUGCUCUUCAGAGGCAGGGGGAUGGAAAGCUUCCAGAAAGG